This is a messenger RNA of Oncorhynchus mykiss (rainbow trout), 304 nucleotides long. RefSeq names its product oocyte protease inhibitor-1 (gene opi-1). Gene Ontology annotation, biological process: cell-matrix adhesion. The record is from RefSeq and is marked provisional. Gene Ontology annotation, cellular component: basement membrane. NCBI's taxonomy places the organism in Eukaryota, Metazoa, Chordata, Actinopteri, Salmoniformes, Salmonidae.
GGAAGAGUGCAGAAGGAGACUAUCACCAUGGCGACAUUAACCAUCAUUCUGCUUGUCAGCACAGCUUUUGCUCUGGGAGAUGCUACGAUACGACCCAUGACCCCCUGUGAGCGUGCUAGAUAUGCUGCGACACAUGGCCCAAUUGGAGCCUACAUCCCCACGUGCGACGCCGCUGGACGAUACACCCCUAAGCAAUGUUCGGGCUCUACAGGUUACUGUUGGUGUGUGACCACUACUGGACAGAAGAUCCAGGGUACGGACACUCCACCAGGCACUGCUAUCAACUGCUAGCAACUGUUCCAAG